AUGGAGAGCAGUUUGCCAGCUACCAAUAUGCCAGCCCCUUCAUCUUCUCCCUUGGAGAAACAUCCCAGCUCAGCCAAUGGUAAUGGAGAUUUUGAUUCAGAAGAAGGUUCAAGCUUGGAGGAAAUUGGCUUUAACUGGGGCGAGUACUUGGAAGAAACGGGUGCCAGCGCAGCUCCUCACACAUCAUUCAAACACGUUGAAAUCAGCAUUCAGAGCAACUUCCAGCCUGGGAUGAAAUUGGAAGUGGCCAAUAAGAACAACCCGGACACGUACUGGGUGGCCACUGUCAUCACCACCUGCGGGCAGCUGCUGCUUCUGCGCUACUGUGGCUAUGGGGAGGACCGGCGGGCUGACUUCUGGUGUGACGUGGUGAUAGCAGAUCUGCACCCCGUGGGGUGGUGCACGCAGAACAACAAGGCCCUGAUGCCCCCGGACGCAAUCAAAGAAAAGUACACAGACUGGACAGAAUUUCUCAUUCGUGAUUUGACUGGUUCCCGGACAGCACCUGCUAACCUUCUGGAAGGUGUACAUGCGUACACACAGCCUCUGCGAGGGAAAGGCCCUAUAGACCUCAUUACAGUUGAUUCCUUAAUAGAACUUCAGGAUUCUCAGAACCCUUUUCAGUACUGGAUAGUUAGUGUGAUUGAAAAUGUUGGAGGAAGAUUACGCCUUCGCUAUGUGGGAUUGGAGGACACUGAAUCCUAUGACCAGUGGUUGUUUUACUUGGAUUACAGACUUCGACCAGUUGGUUGGUGUCAAGAGAAUAAAUACAGAAUGGACCCACCUUCAGAAAUCUAUCCUUUGAAGAUGGCCUCUGAAUGGAAAUAUGCUCUGGAAAAAUCCCUUAUUGAUGCUGCAAAGUUUCCUCUUCCAAUGGAAGUAUUUAAGGAUCAUGCAGAUUUGCGAAGCCAUUUCUUCACAGUUGGGAUGAAGCUAGAAACAGUGGAUAUGAGUGAGCCCUCUCAUAUCUGUCCUGCAUCAGUGACCAAGGUUUUUAGCAAUCAUUUUUUUCAAGUGACUAUUGACGACCUAAGACCAGAACCUAGUAAACUCUCAAUGCUGUGCCAUGCAGAUUCUUUGGGGAUUUUACCAGUACAGUGGUGCCUUAAAAAUGGAGUCAAUCUCACACCUCCCAAAGGUUACUCCGGCCAGGACUUUGACUGGGCCGAUUAUCACAAGCAGCAUGGAACGGAAGAAGCACCUCCUUUCUGCUUCAAAAAUACAUCAUUCAGCCGGGGUUUCACAAAGAACAUGAAGCUUGAAGCCGUAAACCCCAGGAAUCCAGGAGAGCUCUGUGUGGCCUCUGUCGUGAGGGUGAAGGGGCGGUUGCUGUGGCUUCACCUGGAAGGCCUGCAGACUCCUGCUCCAGAGUUUAUUGUUGACGUUGAAUCCAUGGACAUCUUCCCAGUGGGCUGGUGUGAAGCGAAUUCUUACCCUUUGACCACACCUCACAAAAUAGUCCCACAACAGAAGAGGAAGAUUGCAGUUGUGCAACCAGAAAAACAAUUGACAUCCACAGUGCCUGUUGAGAAAAUACCUCAUGACCAUUGUCUAUUCCCUCACCUGGAAACCACAGGUCCUGUCAACGGGAAAUACUGCUGUCCUCAGCUCUUCAUCAAUCACAGGUGUUUCUCAGGCCCUUACCUAAACAAGGGGAGGAUCGCAGAGCUACCUCAGUCGGUGGGACCAGGCAAAUGCGUGCUGGUUCUGAAAGAGGUUCUUAGCAUGAUAAUCAAUGCAGCUUACAAGCCUGGGAGGGUAUUGAGGGAAUUACAACUGGUGGAAGAUCCACACUGGAAUUUUCAGGAGGAGACGCUGAAGGCAAAGUACAGAGGCAAAACAUACAGGGCCGUGGCCAAGAUUGUACGAACUUCUGACCAAGUAGCGGACUUCUGCAGACGGGUCUGUGCCAAGCUGGAGUGCUGUCCAAAUUUGUUCAGUCCUGUGCUGGUUUCUGAAAACUGCCCAGAAAACUGCUCCAUUCAUACCAAAACCAAAUACACCUAUUAUUACGGAAAGAGAAAGAAGAUCAUUAAGCCCCCAAUUGGGGAAAGCAGCAUUGAAAGUGGACGCCCUAAGCCAGCCCGGCGUAGGAAACGGCGAAAAUCCAUUUUUGUGCAGAAAAAACGGAGGUCUUCUGCGGUGGACUUUGCGGCAGGCUCAGGGGAGGAAAGCGAGGAGGAGGAUGCGGAUGCCGAUGCCGUGGACGAUGACACAGGGAGCGAGGAAACCGGCUCUGAGAUGCGGGAUGACCAGACAGACACCUCGUCGGCCGAGGUCCCCUCUGCCAGGCCCCGGAGGGCCGUCACCCUGAGGAGCAGCUCCGAGCCCGAGCGCCGGCUGCCCGUGGAAAGGACGAGACGGGGCCGAAGAGUGCAGGCCCCCUCCUGUGCCGAGGGCGGCGACAAGGGCCCGGCAGCCGGCCAGGACAAGGACACAGCACAGGAAACAAAGCAAGAGGAGGAGGAGAGGCUCAUUCUGGAGAGCAACCCGUUGGAGUGGACAGUGACUGACGUGGUGAGGUUCAUUAAGCUGACAGACUGCGCCCCCUUGGCCAAAAUUUUUCAGGAACAGGACAUUGACGGUCAGGCGCUCCUGCUGCUGACUCUCCCGACCGUGCAGGAGUGCAUGGAGCUGAAGCUGGGGCCCGCCAUCAAGCUGUGCCAUCAGAUCGAGAGAGUUAAAGUGGCUUUCUACGCCCAGUAUGCCAACUGACUCUACCCUCUGGGGAGGUGGCCCACUGUCUUGGCGAUACGGUGUCUGGGGAAGGUGUCCAGGACUGGAACUUUUAUUUUCCCCUGGAUACGUGAGAUGGUGCAUUCAGUCACCGGAAAGCACGAGGCACGAAGGACCUCCUUCACCCCCCAGCCUGUUUCAGAGUUCCAUGUGUUCAAAGCACACACCAGGACCACAGCAGUGGCCUCUGGAGGGUGUACAUUAAAGUUCUGUG
Molecule: messenger RNA, 2950 nt
Organism: Eptesicus fuscus (big brown bat)
Lineage: Eukaryota; Metazoa; Chordata; Mammalia; Chiroptera; Vespertilionidae
Gene: SFMBT2
Product: Scm like with four mbt domains 2
Exons: 21
Coding region: 1-2715 (904 amino acids)
Biological process (GO): regulation of DNA-templated transcription
Cellular component (GO): nucleus
Molecular function (GO): histone binding; transcription corepressor activity; sequence-specific DNA binding
Source: RefSeq, a predicted model, not a curated record